Dermacentor andersoni is the source of this 515-nucleotide messenger RNA. NCBI's taxonomy places the organism in Eukaryota, Metazoa, Arthropoda, Arachnida, Ixodida, Ixodidae. The record is from RefSeq and is a predicted model, not a curated record.
UCGAAUCACAAAAGAUUUGCGAUGAGGCAUUUACACUUUGCUUUCCUGGCCUUCUUCGUCGUAAACACAAUUCUCGUGGAAGGAAAAGGCCAAGGAGGAUGUUCGAUGAAGCCAAAACUAGGGAAUUGUACAAGAACUCCUUGGUGGCGUUUUGAUCAAGAACAGAAAAGCUGUCUGUUAGUAAAGGAAGGCUGUCCCAGAAAAUUCAAUAACUAUCCAACAUGCCAGGAAUGUCUGAAUAGAUGCGGCAACACCACAAAAGGUACCAAGAUCAAGCAGACGUGCCCCGUGGAGUCGAAGAGCGGAAUUCAACAGAAGAAAACCAGUGGAUGAUCGCUUCUCCCUUUCGUCUUAGGUGUGUUUCUUCCACGCCCGAAACAUAGUUAUACACUGGGAAACAACAUGAGUUUUGCUGUUCACGCAGGAUAACCGACGCCAUCCCACGUUGAUAAUUUUCCCACUUCCUUUCUUCUUACUUACUUACCACAUACUUUUCUGCAAUUGAAUAAACAGUA